AUGGCUCCGGCACUCACCUAUCUGCUCAGUAUCUUGUUCUUUUCCGGAUUUAGCCGGGCCGGACAUGGGCACGCAAAACCGCUUCCACUUGAGACAACGAAAGCUUUCCAAGCCGCCUCAUUCUUUCCUGAAAAUUACUCCGAGAAGGUUACGAUCAAAUAUGCGCCCGUUGCAGUCCCGCCGAUGAACGAGAACGAUGGCAUGGCUCAAUUCUUCCAGCGCUCGACCACACUGCCGUGUCGAGAUUGUGUCAUCACCUGGCUGCAGAUGGGUUUGGAGCAUGAUGAUGGACGCAUCGCUGAUGCCAACACAGGCAUGUGGUUGCACCAUGGAGUAAUGGUAAACAGGAACCAGUCGGAUGCAGUUUGUGGAGACGGGUCGUAUGGCCAGAGAUUUGCAGCCUCAGGCAAUGAGAGGACGGCACUUGACUUCUCUGCUGGCGGGACCGUCAAAGCCGGUUACUACAUUGGACAGACGGACGAAGUCGCCCUUGCUGUCGACUUGAUGAACAUGCUCCAUGCGAAGCCCCAGACAGACAUUGUCUUCACGAUAACUUAUGAGUAUGUUAGAGGUUGCUAUGCUCAAGACUUCCAUAAAAUCACACCUUAUUGGAUGGAUGUUGGAGGAUGUGGGACCUCAGACGUACCUGCAUAUCGAGAUUCGGCAUUCAACUAUUCCAGCCCAACCUUGAAGGGGUCGCUCCAAGGAAUGGUUACCUUCAUCGGAGGCCAUCUUCAUGACGGCGGCACGCACAUCGAUUUCAUCAAGAACGGCAAGGUUGUAUGCAGUGUCAAUGCUCUGUACAACCAAUACCAGUACCUCGAUAAGGAGAAGGCAACGAAACAUAUCUCCAGAAUUGAAUCUUGCAAGGUUUCUGAAGAGACGGGCCCGCAAGAUGAAUGGUCAAUCAUUGCGUAUUAUGACACUCGUUUGCACGAGCCCAUGGAGAUGAUGGAUGGCUCUCUUGAGCCAGUCAUGGGUAUUAUGCUCGUAUAUGCUGUUCCAGGGCCGAGCCGAGACGAUAUGAUGGGAGCGCCGCUUCUGAAUAUUGCCCUUACAGUCGCUAGCUUGACGGUAGCGCUGCUACUGACUGCUGCCUGGUGCUUUCUUCAGGGCCGCUGCGGAUCUGGCCGGACAGAAUUAUCAUCCACGACUACACUGUCGACCGAGGAUCGGGAUCUGGAACAAGAGGCAGUGGUGCCAUUGAUGAAAAUGUGA
Molecule: messenger RNA, 1218 nt
Organism: Fonsecaea erecta
Lineage: Eukaryota; Fungi; Ascomycota; Eurotiomycetes; Chaetothyriales; Herpotrichiellaceae
Exons: 3
Coding region: 1-1218 (405 amino acids)
Source: RefSeq, a predicted model, not a curated record